This is a messenger RNA of Aspergillus nidulans FGSC A4, 1452 nucleotides long. RefSeq names its product alpha-ketoacid dehydrogenase kinase family protein. The transcript is spliced from 2 exons. Gene Ontology annotation, molecular function: protein kinase activity; transferase activity; ATP binding. Gene Ontology annotation, cellular component: mitochondrial matrix. The record is from RefSeq and is a predicted model, not a curated record. Lineage: Eukaryota; Fungi; Ascomycota; Eurotiomycetes; Eurotiales; Aspergillaceae. The coding region runs from base 1 to 1452 and encodes 483 amino acids.
AUGGCGGCAACGAUCCCAUUUCUGACACUGUCUAUAGGUCGUGACCUUCGGAGAAGCGCCCUUCGCCACCGUAGUCGGAUGGUAGCAGCACGUCUUUUUGCGACAUCCAGUCAUCCCAAACUCACCACCACAGCCACCGCUACUACCACACAAAAUCUUACACCCCGGGCAAAUGAUGAGGUCGCUCGUCUUGCAGCUAGUCGGCGUCGACCCUUGACUCUAGCUGAUUUGCUGAAAUACGGCCGUCCGCCACUAUCAAAAGAAGCCCUCCUUGCCUCCGCCAACUUCACCCUCUCUCUUCUCCCAGCCCGACUGGCUUCCCGUAUUGAAGCUCUUCGAAACCUCCCAUUUAUUGUCGUCGCAAACCCGCAUGUCUCCAAGAUUUACGGCAAUUACGUUCAUUCGCUGUCAACGCUACUCCCCUGGCAAAAGCGGCAGGUCACGACCCUGGAGGAAGAGAAUCAAUUUGCUGAGGUACUAGCAGACCUCGUCCACACGCAUUCCAACACGAUCCCCAUCCUAGCACGCGGCUUUCUUGAAUGUCGUAAGUACAUCGAUCCCGCUGAGGUGACGCGGUUCCUGGAUACACAUUUGCGAGCGCGGAUUGGUACGCGGUUAAUAGCAGAGCAACACCUGGCGCUUCAUUUUGCGUCGCGGCCUGCUGGGGACGGAUCAGCCGAAGGACGAGAGCAGCCGCGGAAGGAUGCGCCGCCGUCAAACUAUAUCGGGGUAAUCGAUACCGCUUUGCAACCGGCUCGUAUUGUACGGUCGUGCGAGGAAUUCGUUGGAGAAAUUUGCGAACUGAAAUAUGGGGUGCGCCCACGGCUGGAGAUUCACGGACAACCGGACGCGACUUUCGCGCAUGUCCCUGUGCAUGUGGAGUACAUCCUCACCGAGCUAUUGAAGAAUGCAUUCAGGGCCGUCAUCGAGAGUGGAAACGAGCAGGAGCCGAUUGAAGUGACAAUCGCCGCCGCACCAGAUGUACCUGGCAAUCAUUUACAAGCACAUGAGCCAGUCACCAACGGUAAACCAGCAGACGCCCUAGACACAGGCGCUCAAUCCGACAGCGACGUCGGAUUCCACGUCGAUACAGUUGUUGGUACUGCAGACGCAAACGAGUCCAUCAAAUUCUCCACUCCAUCCUCGCAAAGCAUUACCCUCCGAAUUCGAGACCGCGGCGGCGGCAUAUCCCCGGACGUCUUGCCCCAGAUCUGGUCAUACAGCUUCACCACGUUUUCUGACCUGGAUAUGGGCGAAGCAGGCGGGAUAGACGCGCUAAACACGAUUUCUUCCAAUAGUGGCCAGCUGAGCAGCAUUGCUGGCCUUGGAUAUGGUCUCCCGUUGAGCCGCGCCUAUGCGGAGUACUUUGGUGGUAGUAUUGCCGUUCAGACCCUGUGGGGGUGGGGAACGGAUGUGUACUUGACGCUCAAUGGCGUUGGGAAGGUUGCUUGA